Messenger RNA from Rubroshorea leprosula, 1864 nucleotides. The record is from the annotation of a GenBank genome assembly. Lineage: Eukaryota; Viridiplantae; Streptophyta; Magnoliopsida; Malvales; Dipterocarpaceae.
AAUAAACCUCGAUAAUCCACUUCCUAUUUUUCAGUGGCUCUGGUGCUGCUGCUGCUGCCUACCUACCCCCCACCCCCUACUGCCACAUAAUAUUCCCCUUUACCUCGCACUUUAGUUUCUGACACUUAACAUACUCUUAUUGAGGAAAACUGGUGCGUCGCGUUUGUUUUGGCUCCGACGCCGUUGACGGAGGCUCAUCACAUCUGAGAUCAGAGUUGCAGGAGUGUCUCUUAGGAAGUAGUGUAUUAUGGGGCUUAAGGCAUUAGACUAUGAGUCACUGAAUGAAAAUGUAAAGAAGGUUCAGUAUGCUGUCAGGGGGGAGUUGUAUCUUCGAGCUUCUGAACUUCAGAAGGAAGGAAAGAAGAUUAUUUUCACUAAUGUUGGUAACCCUCAUGCUCUGGGACAGAAGCCACUGAGCUUCCCUCGUCAAGUUGUUGCUCUGUGCCAAGCUCCAUUUCUGUUAGACGAUCCUAAUGUGGGGAUGCUAUUUCCUGCAGAUGCAAUUGCAAAAGCAAAACACUAUCUUACAAUGACUUCUGGUGGUCUAGGUGCUUACAGUGACUCCAGAGGUAUUCCUGGGGUAAGGAAGGAGGUGGCUGAGUUCAUUGAAAGGCGUGAUGGGUACCCUAGUGACCCAGAACUCAUAUUUCUGACUGACGGUGCUAGCAAAGGUGUGAUGCAAAUCUUGAAUUGUAUUAUUCGUGGUGAAGGGGAUGGGGUUUUGGUUCCAGUCCCACAGUAUCCUCUUUACUCAGCUACAAUAUCUUUAUUUGGUGGUUCGCUUGUUCCAUAUUACCUUGAAGAGGGUGCAAAUUGGGGCCUUGAUGUUAAUGACCUUCACCAAUCAGUUGCCCAGGCUCGCUCUAAAGGAAUAACUGUGAGAGCAAUGGUUAUCAUUAACCCUGGAAACCCUACUGGUCAGUGUCUAAGUGAAGCCAAUUUAAGAGAAAUAUUGCGCUUCUGUUUCCAAGAGAACUUAGUUUUACUUGGAGAUGAAGUUUAUCAACAGAACAUAUACCAGGAUGAACGUCCCUUUAUCAGUGCCAGAAAGGUUUUGAUGGAUAUGGGACCACCCUUGAGCAAUGAAGUCCAACUUGUUUCUUUCCACACUGUAUCUAAAGGAUAUUGGGGUGAAUGUGGCCAGCGAGGUGGAUACUUUGAGAUGACUAACAUUCCUCCAAGGACUGUUGAUGAGAUCUAUAAGAUUUCAUCAAUAUCACUCAGUCCAAAUGUUCCUGCUCAGAUAUUUAUGGGGUUAAUGGUUAACCCACCCAAACCUGGAGACAUUUCAUAUGAUCAGUUUGUUAGAGAAAGCAAAGGUAUCCUUGAAUCACUUAGAAGGAGAGCAAGGAUAAUGACUGAUGGAUUUAACAGCUGCAGAAACGUGGUUUGCAAUUUUACGGAAGGUGCUAUGUAUUCCUUUCCACAAAUACGCUUGCCACGUAAGGCCAUAGAAGCUGCCAAAAAGGCGGGAAAAGUUCCAGACGUUUUCUACUGUCUGAAGCUAUUGGAAGCUACUGGCAUUUCCACUGUCCCUGGUUCAGGAUUUGGACAGAAAGAAGGGGUGUUCCACUUAAGGACAACAAUUUUACCUGCGGAGGAAGACAUGCCUGCAAUUAUGGCUAGCUUCAAGAAAUUCAACGACGAGUUCAUGGAGCAAUAUGAAGACUAUAGGAGCUAUUCAAGGAUGUGAGAUGCAUAAAUUCCUUGGAAUUGUACUAGAUUAAUUGAUUGGCUAUCGCCAGCAAUUCCUCCAUGCUCAAACUUGAUUUCUUUUUCUCCUUGUACAAUAUAAACUUCCCCCUGUUGAAGAUUACCCCACAUACAAGUUCUUGAACCAUAGAAAUAAAGGACUUCGCUUCUG